Molecule: messenger RNA, 1050 nt
Organism: Knipowitschia caucasica
Lineage: Eukaryota; Metazoa; Chordata; Actinopteri; Gobiiformes; Gobiidae
Source: the annotation of a GenBank genome assembly
AUGCGCCCCAUGUGCUCCGAGGCAGCACUCAGAGCAGUCCACAGUCCACUGCAGACCCUGAAGCGUAAAGAGAAGGAGUACGAGCACGAGAUGGAGCGGUUGGCCCGGGAAAAGAUCGCGACUCAGCAGCGUUUGGCAGAACUGAAGAACGAGCUGAGUCAGAACAUGGACGUGGUGGAGAUCGACCGCGUGCUGCGACAGACGCUGCAGCCAGAGGACGACCAGGCCUCCACCUCCACCGCCUCAGAAGGAGAGGAGAACUUUGAGCAGGACAUCGAUGACGACAUUUUGCCGCCCGUCCAUCCCGCCGCCGCCGCACCUCUCCUCAAACCCGCACCGCCGCAGCUGCUCAAGGCCCAGCAGCUGCUCGCCCCGCACCUGUCCCUCCAGCACGCCACACUGUCGGGCGUCCUGACCUCCACUGCCUCCACGCCGCCGCAGCCCAUCGCCCCCGCCUCCAUUGUUGCCUCGCACCCGCUCCAGAGCGCCGCCACCGUGCAAGUCCAGCCCACGGUCAUCGCGCACGCCGCCGUCUCGCACGCCUCCGUCUCGCACGCUUCCGUCAUCCAGGCAGUCAACCACGCACUGCCCACCAACCACAAACACCUCGCCCACAUCGCCCCCUCGCCCGCCGUGCAGCCGCAGAACCCCGCGCAGCACCAGCAGCCGCAGCCGCAGACGACGCACCAGCCCAUCACCGCGCAGCAGAUCGGACACAUCACGGUGCAUCCGGUGGCGCACAUAGGCUCGCACCUCCCCACGCUCUACCCGCAGGGCGUGGCCGUGUCCCAGGGCGCUAUGGUGGGACACAUCACCCACACCUUCACCCACCACACCCUGCCGCACGUCCAGGCGAGCCCGCAAUCUGCAGCCGGUGCGCAGGUGAAUGUAAACGGCGCCACCGUGGUCAGCCAGGGGAACCAGUCCUUAGGGAAACCCACGGCGGUUUUGGCGCCGCACCCGCAGCUGGUGGGGCAGACGGCGGUCCUGAACCCGGUGACGAUGGUCACGGUGCCCACGUUUCCAGUCAGCACUCUCAAACUCGCCUGA